CCCAGACCUGAGGCCGUAAUAGUUAGCCAAAUGCUAGUCCCAGUGCACAUCCGUAAGGUGUGAAGGGGCCAUGUCAGACACCGGUCUUCACAGUUUAGUUAAGCCAUCAUCGGAAGAACAGCAAGCUAUUGAAUGUCUCUGUAACCAGCUUCAGCAGCUGAACCUUCGUGAUGGUCACUUCUACGAGGACCACACUUUCAUAUCAGAGACUCAGAUAUUUCUGGACCGCCUUCAUGUGGUGUGUACACCACAGAGUUCUGACACCAUCCAAGUGCCUGGCUGGUUGCCAUGUCUACAAAGUCUCAUCUUGACGGUUUCAGAGACUUUGUAUGUAGUGCUGUCAUCAUGUGUAUGUAAGAAGGCUGCAGAUGAUGUGAUUGUCAUACCAUCCAGGGCCAAAGAUCAAUUGAAGGAACUGCUGUUCCGAAUAAUGGACAUUCAGAAAGUUGUAAUUGCUAUGCAACAUGGAAUGGUUGAAAUGAUAGAGGCAAAGGAUUUGAGAAAUGUUGUUCCGGUUCGGGACUCCGAGAGACUGGCACGUCAGUCCCAGCAUGCACUGGACAUGUUAGAGGGGUGUCAUGUUCUGUUGGCUACUGUUAUAGAGGCAGUUGAGAAGAAAUGCACAUUUGAAGUACGGUUCUUUAACACAGCCUCUAUCACUGUAGGAACAAUAUCUGUAGGCCGAUUUGCUUGGAGUUUAUGGCAAGGGGAGGGCAUGGAAGAUGUCAUCCAUGCUGGUCUUUGGUCAACAUGUAUGGGAUUCACAGCAGCCCUUUUUCAGGUUCCUAGGGUCAGGGUCACUGAUAUCCAAACACAACUGACCAGGCACCGAAUGUUCAGAAAAAAAAUGAAGAAGAUGUCUGCAGGUUGGAGAAAAAAUCAAGACUGGUCAUAUGCCAAGUUUGUACACAUACCAUCUCCAAGAAAUGGUGCACGACUUUAA
Molecule: messenger RNA, 943 nt
Organism: Ylistrum balloti
Lineage: Eukaryota; Metazoa; Mollusca; Bivalvia; Pectinida; Pectinidae
Exons: 3
Coding region: 71-943 (290 amino acids)
Source: RefSeq, a predicted model, not a curated record